CUCUUCUCCUCCUUUCUGUCUGACUGCUGCCCUGUCAUCGGCCUGGGUGUGGUUUGAGAGUCCGGGUACCGUUAGCAGGAAAUCCAACUUUCGAGUCCAUUUCUAUUUUUCAGGGCGGCAGGCACAACCAUUUCACCAUUUUUUCGACAGUUCCAAGUAUUUUGGCGUGCUUUCAAUCGAGCUAACAAGACAUAGGUUGGAUUCGUUUUGGACAGGAAGGCGUUUGACUGGCGCCGUUGUUCGGAUGGGAAAAAGUUUUCUGGUGGCGUCGACAACUGCUCGUCUCUUCUAUUAGUUUUGGUUGUUUUUUCCCUCCCUUCGAAUCCGAGUCGGACCAACAAAAGCCAAGAUGCCGAAAACGAUUAGUGUAAGAGUCACCACAAUGGAUGCGGAACUGGAGUUCGCCAUUCAGCCCACAACAACAGGAAAGCAACUCUUUGACCAGGUGGUUAAAACCAUCGGGCUACGAGAGGUGUGGUACUUUGGACUCCAGUACCAGGAUACCAAGGGUUUAUCCACAUGGCUCAAGCUGAAUAAGAAGGUGACGGCCCAAGACGUGAGGAAGGAAAGCCCGCUGCUCUUUAAGUUCCGCGCCAAGUUCUUCCCCGAGGAUGUGUCCGAGGAGUUAAUCCAGGAUGCCACCCAGCGGCUCUUUUUCCUGCAGGUUAAGGAGGGAAUCCUUAACGACGAUAUCUACUGCCCCCCGGAGACGGCCGUCCUCCUGGCUUCCUACGCCGUGCAGGCCAAGUACGCCGACUACAACAAGGAAGUCCACACGCCGGGCUAUCUGUCCAACGAGCACCUGCUCCCUCAGAGAGUUCUGGACCAGCACAAACUCAGCAAGGACCAGUGGGAGGAGAGGAUUCAAGUAUGGCACGAAGAACACAAGGGAAUGAUGAGAGAGGAAUCCAUGAUGGAGUAUUUAAAGAUCGCCCAAGACCUGGAGAUGUACGGAGUCAACUACUUCAGCAUCAAAAAUAAGAAAGGAACAGAGUUGUGGCUGGGAGUGGAUGCUUUGGGACUUAACAUCUAUGAACAGAAUGACAAGAUGACGCCCAAAAUUGGAUUCCCUUGGAGCGAAAUCAGGAAUAUCUCCUUCAAUGACAAGAAAUUUGUCAUCAAACCCAUUGACAAGAAAGCUCCAGACUUUGUAUUUUAUGCGCCACGGCUGCGCAUCAACAAGCGAAUUCUCUCUCUAUGCAUGGGAAACCACGAGCUGUACAUGCGCCGACGCAAACCCGACACCAUUGAAGUGCAGCAGAUGAAGGCUCAAGCUCGAGAAGAGAAGAACCUCAAAAAGAUGGAACGAGCUCUCCUGGAUAACGAAAAGAGGAAAAGGGAAGCUGCGGAAAAGGAAAAGGAGAAGAUCGAGAAGGAAAAAGAAGAAUUAAUGGAGCGGUUAAAGCAGAUCGAGGAGCAAACCAAAAAGGCCCAGCAAGAGCUGGAGGAGCAAACGCUGAGAGCUAUGGAGUUGGAGCUGGAGAGGAAGCGAGCGCAGGAGGAGGCGGAGCGCCUGGAGGCGGAUCUCAAAGGUGCCGAAGAUGCCAAGAUGGCGCUUUUGCAACAGUCGGAGAACCAGAUGAAGAACCAAGAGCAUCUGGCCACAGAAUUGGCUGAGUUGACCUCAAAGAUUUCCCUUCUGGAGGAUUCCAAGAAGAAGAAAGAAGAUGAGGCAAAUCUGUGGCAAGAGAAGGCCACGUUGGUGCAGCAGGACCUGGAGAAGACCAAAGAAGAGCUCCGAAACAAAGUGAUGGCGGCCCACGUUCAAGAGCCCAUCAACACCGAGAACGAGCACGACGAGAACGACGAAAGCAGCGCGGAAGCCAGCGCCGAGUUCACGUCCGCCGCCGGGUACAAGGACCGCAGCGAGGAGGAGCGCAUGACCGAGGCCGAGAAGAACGAACGUUUGCAGAAACAUCUACUUGCCUUAAGCUCCGAGUUGGCCAACGCCCGAGACGAGAGCAAGAAGACGGUCAACGACAUGAUCCACGCGGAAAACAUGCGGGCGGGCCGAGACAAGUACAAGACCCUCCGACAGAUCCGCUCGGGAAACACCAAGCAGCGUAUCGACGAGUUUGAAUGUAUGUGAUGCGGAAGGAAGGACUGACCGCCUGCCUCUUUUUGUUUCUUCCUAAAUAAAAAUCUGCUACAAAUCACCACAUGGCUGCACAAUGUACAAAUACAGAUCUGCCGUUUCUAACUGAAUUGAAGGCAAGUCACUGGUUGAUAAGGGACAUACUGUAAGUAGAAUAGCGUUCAUUUUUUUUUUUUGACACCGCCGAUAAAACCGCGUCAAUGUUGAUUUCAUCUCAUAUUUCUGUCACCUGCUUGAAUGGAGACUUCAAAUUAAAAGAGCGGAAGGCCAGUUCAAGUUAUAUUCCUGACGCUCACGUGCCAACUCCCGUUUUUCAAUGCCGUUGACGGCAAUAGACGUCAAAUCUUUUUUAACCGGGAGGCUCCCAAGUCAAGAGAUUGGACGGCUAUCAACAGUCAAUGCAGUCGAUGAGUUAAAUAUUGUGUGGAGGGGGAAAGAAAAAUGAUCUAAAUUUAAUGUAGUACAUCAGAUUUUUGUUAGCUCUGCAGUUUGAAUUUACAGGUUCUAACACAAGAGUUUGAUCCAAUAGUUUUGAUAUUUCCAACAUCCUACAGUAUGUCUUCUAUAAAGUGGUUUAUUGCUAUUUAAUCACAAAAAAAAAAAUUGUUUUAAUCAAGUCAUUUCUUUAAACAUGCACUGGAACAUCAAAGUAUUAACCAAAAUCAUGGAUAGUAUCUCCAAUUUCAUUUCAUAUUCUGUAUGUAUUUAAUGAAUGAAUUUUGUAUUUUUGUGAUUUGGAUUAUUCCGAGGGGAGCAAAUCAUGUUUGGUGUUUGAAAAGACAAGAUAUUUUUGUAUGAUACAACUUUAGCUUUCAGUAUUAGUUGUAUAAAGUUCUACUUAGUUGAAGGAACAAGCAACAAAUUCCGCUUUAUGACAAUUAAAUCAAGGUGACAAAUCCCCAUUGUUACUUGCUGACAUAAAGGGUUUUGCUCGUUUCAUAGAAUGGGUCUUUGUAGUUCCCAUAUUUUGCGAGUCGUGUAGAAUUAGGCGUUUCUUUUUAUUCAAUUUUCAUCGGUAGAAAUGAAUUUUGACCUUCCAUGCAAUUUACGAUAGUUUUUUUUCCCGCCAAUUUGCCAUUUCUGUAAGUCGAGUUUUAUUUUUCACAUCUGACAGUGCCUUUUUGCUUCAAAUCUUCCUUUCGCCAGUGAAUAAAAGAAAGAAAAAAUCA
Molecule: messenger RNA, 3264 nt
Organism: Corythoichthys intestinalis (scribbled pipefish)
Lineage: Eukaryota; Metazoa; Chordata; Actinopteri; Syngnathiformes; Syngnathidae
Product: moesin-like
Exons: 13
Coding region: 350-2089 (579 amino acids)
Biological process (GO): positive regulation of protein localization to early endosome; regulation of organelle assembly; regulation of cell shape
Cellular component (GO): microvillus; plasma membrane; adherens junction
Molecular function (GO): actin binding; cell adhesion molecule binding
Source: RefSeq, a predicted model, not a curated record